AUGGACUUUGCCGCGUUUUCAAACCUCUACGGCCUCAAUUCGAUCUACAUCGGCUUCGGCGUCGUCGUCCUUCUGAAUCUGCCGCUCGUCGUCUAUCUGAGCCAUCACGUGAAUCAAAGGAAGAAGGAGAUCAUAUUGAUAAUGGCGCUCUCAAUAAGCGAUCUGCUCAGCGGAGCGCAAUUCCUGCUGAUGGGCCUCGUUCGAUAUUUCUUCUAUUCACCCGAAGCUAUAGUAAUGGUCCCAAAAUUCAUUUGCGCCACUUCAUUCAUCUCCUCUUCCUAUAUCAUUCUAUUGCAGAUGGACAACUUGUUUUCCCUUAUAAUUGCACUUGAUCGUCUGUUUGCGAUUUUGCUUCCCGUCAAAUAUCAGCAGCUGGAAAUCAAAUCGACGAUUUUCCUCAUUAUACUGCCUUUUUUGGGCAGUUUGAUCGGCUGGAUGUUUCACGCCAUUUUGGUGCUUCACCAGCCGCCAACAUGGAUCAGCGAUAUUUGUUUUAACAAGGAGAAAAUUGGUGUAAAACUGAGUAAAGGGAUGCGGAAUCUCACGAGAACUGUUGCUUAUACCACGUUGGCUUCGGUAUUUCUUGUGCUAAUCCCCGAAAUUUGCUACUCAUUUUUCGAAAUGAGUAAGAAAACGCGAAUGUCGAAAUUUGUGAAAAAUGUCCGAUUUGGGCCACGUCGACCAAUCGGCACAAUUUUCACGAUUCCGAUCCCAAAUAAUCCGCGCAAUUCGCAAUAA
Messenger RNA from Caenorhabditis bovis, 738 nucleotides. NCBI's taxonomy places the organism in Eukaryota, Metazoa, Nematoda, Chromadorea, Rhabditida, Rhabditidae. The record is from the annotation of a GenBank genome assembly.